GUUGAAUUUUAUGAGUUGGAUCCCCAUAAAAAGAUAUCCAAAUUCGUUUUGUUAGCAAAUAAAUUGCACAAUGGUAGCUAUCUGAAGAGGAGUUGUUUUCAUGGAGCAAAGUUGGAGAAUAAUAAUACGGGAGGAUUGGUGGUCUGAUGGCUUCACCUUAAAUGGCUGAUUUCCAGAGGAAUGGUCUCGCCGACAGGGAUAUCGACCAGGCCAUUACAGCGCUUAAGAAAGGAGCCUAUUUGCUCAAGUAUGGACGCAGAGGGAAACCUAAAUUCUGCCCUUUCAAAUUAUCCAAUAUAAUUGGAUUCUUUUUCCAGGAUGAGUCUAAAGUCGUAUGGUACUCUGGGAAGAAAGAGAAACAUGUUAAGCUUAGUGAAGUCUGCAAGAUCAUUCCUGGACAGCGAACUACCAUUUUUCAACGAUAUCCUCGACCUGAAAAGGAGUAUCAAUCCUUUUCACUGAUAUGCAAUGACAGGUCCUUGAAUUUGAUAUGUAAAGAUAAGGAUGAAGCUGAAGUUUGGUUGUCUGGUCUUAAGGCGUUGAUUUUUCGUGGUACCUAUACAAAAUGGGGAACUGAAGUAGUAAAUGGCAAUGCAUCAGUAGAUGGUUCUCAACCCUGCAACCAAAAAAAUGCUCCCAAUUCGCAAUUGGAUCCAGAAAAUGCUAAAGGACUCCAAGCACACUAUGAGGCAUCCAAUAGUUUGGGGAAGGCAUUCGCUAACAUAAUUACACAUACUGCUUCAGUCAAGAUUUUUGACUUAGGCUUAGUAUCACCUGGGUCUGUAGAGACCUCAAAUAGUCGGAGGUCUGGGGCUGAUGCAAUUAGAACCAGUUUAUCAAGUGUUGUGAGCUCAUCAAGCCAAGGUUCUUCCCGUUCAGGGCCUGAUCCAUUGGGUGAUGUUUUCAUAUGGGGACAAGGUAUUGGUAAUGGAGUAUUGGGUGGUGGUACUGAUAAAAUUGGAAAUUCGUUUAACACAAAGACUGAUGCACUUCUACCAAAAGAAUUGGCAUCAACAGUGGUUCUUGAUGUGAAUAAUAUUGCCUGUGGAGGUACGCAUGCCGCUUUGGUCACAAAGCAAGGUCACAUUUUUAGUUGGGGAGAGGAAUCAGGGGGCAGGCUUGGGCAUGGUGUAGAAACUGAUGUUCCCAAACCUAAACUCAUAGAUAUUCUCAGUGGCAUGAAUUUUGAAUCAGUAGCAUGUGGGGAGUAUCACACGUGUGCUGUUACAGUCUCCGGGGAUCUUCUUACAUGGGGUGAUGGAACACACAACUUGGGUGUCCUUGGGCAUGGAACUGAAGUCGGUCACUGGAUCCCCAAAAGGGUUAACUUCAUGGAAGGCAUUCAUGUCUCAUUUAUAUCCUGUGGUCCUUGGCACACAGCUCUGGUGACAUAUGGUGGCCAGUUGUUCACAUUUGGAGAUGGAUCAUUUGGUGCUCUGGGCCAUGGGGAUUAUACUAGCUCAACUAUUCCACGAGAAGUAGAGACUUUGAGUGAAUCACAGACAACAAAGGUUGCCUGUGGUGCUUGGCACACUGCUGCAGUAGUUAAGGUUUUGUCUGAACCAUGUGAUUCAGGGUCUCCAAGUAACUCUUCUUCAGCAAAGUUGUUUACUUGGGGGGAUGGAGAUAAAGGUCAACUUGGGCAUGGUGAUAACCAACCAAGACUCUUUCCUGAAUGCGUAGAUGCAUGUGACAAAAUAUGUAAUGUUGCAUGUGGAUAUAAACUCACAGUCGCUCUUACAACCUCUGGACUAGUGUAUACAAUGGGGAGUUCCGCUUACGGUCAAUUGGGGAGUGCUACAGCUGACGGCAAGAUUCCAACUCGGGUUGAAGGUAAAAUAGCAUAUAAAUUUGUGGAAGAGAUUGCCUGUGGAUCAUAUCAUGUUGCUGUUUUGACUUCCAAAACAAAGGUUUAUACUUGGGGAAAAGGCACAAAUGGGCAAUUAGGUCACGGAGAUAUCAAUGACAGAAAUACACCAACUCCAGUUGAUUUUCUGAAAGACAGGCAAGUCAAGAGUGUAGCUUGUGGUUCAAACUUUACUGCAGUUGUAAGUCUUCAUACAGGUGUUGAUCAUUCUCUGUGCUCUGGUUGUCGAAAUCCAUUUGGUUUCAGAAGAAAACAUACCAAUUGUUAUAAUUGUGGACUAAUCUUCUGCAAAUUAUGCACUAGCAGAAAAUCUCUUAAUGCUUCUAUGGCUCCGGCUAAAACCAAACCAUAUAGAGUGUGUGAUGAAUGUUUCCUUAAAUUGAGAAAAGGUGCAGAACCUAUUUCAGCUGUCUGGACUCCUCAAGCUAAAAAUGGAAUUUUGCCUCGUAAAUCUAUAGAUAGAGAUGCUUUAGCUCCCAGGUUACAGACAGAAGUCUCCAGACUUUCUGUUGACUCAUUUUAUCAGGCUGAAAGUAGGAAUUUCAAGCAUGAAUUGAAACUAGAAUCACAAACUCGUCUCCUCUUCCCGGUUCAGAAUGGAAACUUCCAUGUCAGAGGAGGAUUUUAUUCACCUAAGAUGCCAAUUUGUCCGAUUAGAGAUUCUAAGAAUAUUUUACCAGCUUCCAUUUCUAGUUCCAAAAGGACUUCUCGGGGAACAUCUCCUGCUUCAGGAAAGUUGAGCCCAAAUAGAUCUUCUGGAGUAACUGUUGAUGAUUCAAAGCAAAUGAAUGAGAGUGCUAACCAAGAGAUCAUAAAUUUAAGGGCACAGGUUGAAGAUCUUACAUACAAAUCCCAACACCUUGAAGCUGAACUUGAAAAGACAUCAAAGAAAUUAAAGGAGGUGACUGCAAUAGCAGAAAAUGAAGCGAAAAAAUGCAAAUCAGCGAAUGAAGUGAUUAGAUCUCUUACCGCUCAGUUAAAGGAGAUGGCUGAUGAGCUUCCAGCAGCCAAGAAUGCCCGCCAAAAUUCCAUUUCUAUUGCCAAAAACACCUCAAACACCGAGUACCUGUGCUCAGAUAGUUGCCAUGCAACCACCAUUGGGCUUCCACAAAGUGAAGCAAGUUGCAAUCUAGAGAACGUCUCCAAUUCUCAUGGGACCAAAGGACAAACUGAAAAGUCAGAGAUAGUAAUACAAGACGAACCCGGAGUGUACUUAACUUUGUCACCCUUGCCUGACGGCGGUAAUGAGCUCAAGCGUGUUCGCUUUAGUAAGAAACAUUUCACAGAAGAACGAGCAGAAAGCUGGUGGGCUGAAAAUGGGGAUAAAGUAUGUGAACGCCAUAAUAUCAUAAGUAUGUAUUAGUUAUGAAAAAUGAACACUAUUAGAUUCUCUUGAAGAAAUUGGAUACUCCCAUUGUCUCCAAA
This is a messenger RNA of Hibiscus syriacus, 3292 nucleotides long. RefSeq names its product PH, RCC1 and FYVE domains-containing protein 1-like. Lineage: Eukaryota; Viridiplantae; Streptophyta; Magnoliopsida; Malvales; Malvaceae. The coding region runs from base 162 to 3230 and encodes 1022 amino acids. The record is from RefSeq and is a predicted model, not a curated record. Gene Ontology annotation, molecular function: metal ion binding. The transcript is spliced from 9 exons.